This is a messenger RNA of Babjeviella inositovora NRRL Y-12698, 9454 nucleotides long. RefSeq lists its product as uncharacterized. Gene Ontology annotation, cellular component: membrane. The coding region runs from base 23 to 9421 and encodes 3132 amino acids. The record is from RefSeq and is a predicted model, not a curated record. Gene Ontology annotation, biological process: fermentation. NCBI's taxonomy places the organism in Eukaryota, Fungi, Ascomycota, Pichiomycetes, Serinales. The transcript has a single exon.
CUUAACCAAACAUAUACCCACAAUGGAUCUCUCCUUACAGUACAUUUUAAUCCACCUGAACCAGAGCGGGCAGUUGAGAGUGGUGUUCAUGUUGUACUGGAUCCUCAUCUUGAUGUUGACCAUCUUUGUGCUUCUCUACUUCAACCGCUUGAUGGGCUGCCUCGUGACGUAUAUGCUCGACGUGGUGGUAUGGCGUAUGUACCGUGUUAAAAUUUCGGUCCAAUCGGUCAAGGUGUCGUUUCUCGGCGGAAAGGUGCUGUUCCGGAACCUCACCGUCGUGACCCAGGACGGCAUCUUGUGCCUUACGAGGGGCUCGGUCAAGUGGCGCUAUUGGUUGGUGCGCACCCGUGAUUCCGAAUAUAGCAAUACCAUCAACCAUCGCAGCCCUAGAAAGAAGAACGCGCUUCCCAGUCGCUUUGUUGUGGAAGUCGACGGGCUUGAAGUCUUUGUGUUCAAUCGCUCCAUGGCCUUUGAGGCCGCCUUGGACAUGGUCAGCGAAGACAGCAGCGAAUCGUUUGAAGUCAGCUCACAAACGCCAUUGAUAAAGGUAUCACCCUUAGCAAAACACUUGCGCAGUCUUCCAAUCGAAGUUUUGGUAAAGAAGGGGGCCAUCAUUUUCGGAAACCACACCACUCCGACGCUUCUUACACUUUCCUUCCUCACAGCGGAUGGAGACAUUGAUAUAGCGACAGCCAAUUCGCCUCUGGAUCUCUACCGUUUUGUCUUCAGCUACAAGCUUCACACUUUCGAUGCGUUCAUGAAGACCAACCCUACAUAUAAUUCCGAACCGCUUCACGAAAAAGCGAACGCCAUCCACAGCGCCACGGUCAGACGAAACAUCAAGAUGAAACGUGCGCUUCGCAGCUUCUUCCGGCUAACGCCGGUGCGGGCGUUGUUUCUCCGUGCUUCCGUCCAGCCAGCACCGGGCCAGAAGUGGAGGGGCUUGCGGCAGUACAUGGAGAUGGGGGACUAUACCCCAGGCCAGGAUAUACCCGCGGGUAGGGCAGACGAGUACGCAAAGGUGUCGAACUUGGUAACCGCAGAGAUGUGUGAGGUGGUGUAUUAUUAUGAUAUACCGGGACCUGGACCCUUUGGCCACGCCAAUGGUCUAGAGGAUCAGGGGAGUGGUUUUGCCCAGAUGAGCGACGAGGCUAGUAGCCAGGCGAAUCGCCCAGCCCAGGAAAAUGUCUCCGAUAAAACCAAUCCCUCAGCCCAGGCUAGUCAUCCUGGCCCGGCCUUCGGCACGGACCUGGACCCCCUUACCGGAAUCGAUAUCAUCCUCUCCCGCGCCACCGUCAACUACGGUCCCUGGGCUAACAAGCAACGUGCCGCCCUUCAAUCCAUGCUUCUCCCCACAGUCUGCCGCGAUACUCAGCUCACCACACCCCUCAUGCGCACAUACUCUGGCUUCAAGAUCUUCAUGGAGGUGCACGAUGAGCUCAUCUUCCGUGUACCGUUUCGUGAACCCAGUAAAGAGCGCGCGAACGUGCGCGAUGAUGUAUCAGCCUCCCCUUCACGUCCAUUUGGCUGGAUCGAGCUUAAGGUGGAUGAGUUUUCCACCAUGACCUUCGACACCAGCUAUAUCCCAACCGCUUCCGGCUGGGCGAACCGCUUCCAGGUAACCCUCAGUGAGCCUGAGCUCCGUACGAGCAUCAAUCAUGACAUUCUCUUUAAAGCUGAUAAGCACUUGGUCACCGGGGAUUGCGGGUAUCCCUUAGCGUGGAACGGAGAUGUUAAAUGGUCCUUCACUAACGAAUCUCACAACGCGGAGAUCUUUGUGCUCCGCGAGCACGUAGCACUCCUCAGCGACAUGAGUUCCGAUUUUGCUGGUGGUGACCCUGUCUCGUACGAAAUGUUCCGACCGUUUGUGUACGAGCUUCGCUGGGCGAUAGUCAACGGCUACGGCAUAUAUAUGAACGUGAAUGACGGGAAUAUUAUCAACAAUCCGCUUGAUUUUGGAGACAACUGUUUCUUACUCUUUGCUGGAUCUUCCAUAACCCUCGAUGCGGUGCUUCCGAUGGACCAGGUGUAUGCAAAGUCGACAACCAUUGAGUACGAUAUACAUACGCCCAUGUUUGACUUGCGUUUGCUCACGCCGCCGUGGAACACGAUCAACGGGUUUUUGGGCGAUAAUAAAGUCGCUAGGGCGCACAACUUUGGCAUUUCCGGAUCUUACACGUACCACUCAGCCGUGGAGAUCAACAUGGUGGACACAAUUGUGAUUGCGUUUUGCGGAGAUGAGGUCACGUUGGUUUGCUAUGGCUUUUUGGUGCGGUACUUUAUGAUCAUCAUGGAGAACUAUUUUGGUGCGUCGACACAUUUCAAGACGCUUCAGGAAUAUCAUACGAGUAUGGCAGCGAGGCCUGAAAGCGGAGGUCCCGGAAACUUGCCCAAGGACUUGCCUGGAGCCCCUGUGGUACCACCUGCGGUGCCACCUGUGGCGCUACGCGUCGAAAACGAAAUCGACGUCUGGUUCUCUUUCUCUGUCAACCGUGGUAGUAUUGUCCUCCCCAGCUUUAUAUACAACUGCGCGUCCCAUGUCGCCCUCCGCUUCGAUUCCCUUGAUAUUGACAUCCGCUUCACCAACUACUACAUGGAUCUCCAGGCAGACUUUUCCCCCAUCACCUCGCACUUCGUCCAGUGCGACCCGCUCGCUAUUUUUGCCAUGAUCAACGAACUGUUCCACCCAGAAAUGACUAUCGCUGGCGCCGCCAUCCAUGCCCAUCGGAUGUUUGGCCUUCCUCCACUAGAACCCACCUACUUCUGCAAGUGGGACUUUGAUUUCGGUGCCAUUGCGAUCGAUUCUCGUCCUAGCUUCUUUAAGGGGUUGCUUGACUCCGUAGCGGCCGUGGCCUUUGGCUACGAGGACUCGGAGAACUCGCUAGUGUUGGACCUUGCCACCAUCCACGACAUGACAUAUGUCUCUUUUAACUGCCCCAAGGCGGAGAUUUCUCUUGCAGACCCUGAGGGUAAUGGUGCCGUUGUUGUUUCCCUCCAGCCGCUUGCCUUCACCUUCAACGAUAUCGCUAACGCGCGCUACUCUGACUUGGUGGACCUCCAGGUUCCUGCAAUUGCUGUCAAAGUUAUUGAUGCUACUGGAAACAUCAUAGGAGGCCUCGAAACAUCUAUCCACUUGAGCAACUUCUGCCAGAAACGAGAGUUUGAGAAAACUCGAGAUCUUCAGCAACAGCACGUCCGACUCCACGACGGGCCGUUCCAUCGCUGUCCGUUUGUGUUGGCAGAGAUGUACCGCGACGAGGGGUACAACGCGGCAUAUGGGUCGAUUGUGCCUUCGGUUUCGUUUCCAGAGCUUAGCAUUCCGCUUAACGAAGAGACGAGUGACGAUUUUCUUGAUGAGGCGUUAGAGGGAAUCUCUGGUGCAGCCUCUGGCGCGCCUUCAGUUACUUCCGGUGAAACAUCAGACGAAUCUUUUUCCGGCCAAUCCUUCUUCCCAAAGACGCACAUGUUCGGCUCGAACCUCCCGCCAAUCAAUGACUACCUCGACUACGACUUCUCCCCUGCUGCGAAACCCGACCCAGCUUAUGAAUAUGAUAGUGUGGUGGUAAACCUUGGGGCGGUGCUGGGCUUUAUAUCUAUUUCGUCCCUUCCCAUGCUCCUCAACCUUGUUAAAGCCUUUGAGGUCCAUGACAUCGAGUCCGUCAUGGAUAACCUCCAGAUUGAUGUGAUUAAGCGACUCCAGAGCUUCUUGAAAGUAAAUUCCUCUGUCAAAAAUACUCGUUUCAUUACAUCGCUGGUGCUGCUUCGCCUUGGCGAGUUUACUUUCCCAACCAUGGCUGAGGCGCUAGCUUCACCUAAUGGUGAGGGGGUCUACAUCUUUCUUGAAAACCCAUCCCUUGUCUCGUCUUUUAAGACCAUUAGGAUUCCAGACAAGCCGAUGGGCGCGCCUGACAGCAUGGCAAGCGAGUUUACCUGUGCCGUGCAUUUGAAGGAGGUUUUGGUCGAAAUUCAGGGCUCGGACGAAUGGUCCAAGGCGGUAGCUUUGCGUGUGGCAGAUCUUGAGCUUUGGUGUGACAAAACAGCGGGCAUAAUUGAUCCUGGUGAGGUCUGGAGAGACGAAGCCUCAGUCGGACUGGAAACCUCCGGGCUAAACUUCCAGCUGAACUCCAGGCUGGGCAAUGCCUUUAGGCGAACUAUCCGCCCCAGUCCUUCUCGUAAUCCCUCCAUCGCUGCGUCCAUCAGACUCCGCACAUGUAAACUCCUGCUUGUGUCGCAUCGGAUGAAGUGGUUGGGAAGCUUCCUCCACGCCCUUAUGGGAGACCUCUCGGCGCUCCAGCGUGAGGCAGGGCGCGCAUUGCGGAGCUCCAACGACCGCGAGGUGGAGCUUCUCCUGAAGGUGGCGGCGGCCAGUCGUGCAGUUGUACACGACUCUGCGGUUAUCACAAAGCCAGCCUACAUAAUCCGUGUUUCCAAGGACCAUGUGCGCUCUAACGACAGCUGGCGCGUGAUUACGCGCUUGCGCCACGUAUUGCAUACAUUACCGCGCACGUGGCAUGCCACCGUCAACCAGUCACUCCAGGAAAAUACCUGGAUUCCGCCGCCAGACGUUGCCGCGCGGGUGUUGGAGAUCUUUGCAGACUGGCGUAGCUGGGAGUUUGUGGAUAUCAACAACAGUUAUGUAUUUUCGCACGUGUUUCCAACGGUGUUUACCAGAAAGGUCUCUGAAACUCUUGACUGGCGGGUAAGCACGUCGGUGGAGGACUUUGCUAUCCGGAUGGUGUCGGAAAACGCCGAGGAUGACUUUGUGAAUCUUGGAUACUGGGACAUGUAUACGACGGGUGAGAUGAAGGAUAUGAUCGAGGUGAGCGUGGAGAUGAAGUUGGAGUCGUACCGGAGUAAGGUCAGUACGAUGUUGGUUGUGGUGAGGGAGUUGAUUGAGGAGAUAGCGAAAGCUGGAACCGAUGGAUCGAGAGUUGAACCGGAUAAAUCAAAAACGGUUCCAGAGACAGAUAAUAUAAAGGUGACCCCCGAGGUACUGGGCCCUUUGGAGGUGCCUUUGGCGUCUGUAUCGUCUCCGUCUCGGCCCCUUUCUCUUUCUUUCACUUGCCUUGUCGAUAACUGCGAACAAUACCUCGAUCUAGGAAGUGGCCUAGCCGUUCUCUCAGCCACCACGCGCGGCUGGUCUAUCAAUUCUCAGGCCCGGAUUGAACCACUCACCUCUCCCAUAACUCUCUCCAUGAAGGUGGAUUCUACGGACGUAGGUCUUUUAUACGGUGGCUUGCGGAUGUUUUCCUCCAAGGUGACCGACACUACGCUUGUGGUUGCGAACGUCGGUCCGCUCAUUGGAGGGUCGAGGCUAGUUGAUAUCGAGAUGAUGGACGUGGAUUUGUCAAGCGACAGUGGAGUGGGCCCGUUUCUCCAAUUGAUUACGGAAUUGCUCGAGGCCGAAAGGGAGGUGAUUAUGUCUUUUAUGAGUGAGAAGGUAGAACCGUCAGACCUCCCUUCAGAGUCAACGCUCGCGUCGAAGUCAUCACAGCUCAUCCCAGCGACGUCAAAACGUGCGCCAGAAGCCCUCGCUUCCCUUUUGGUUAACCUCGGGAUCAUCGAUUUCACCUCACGGAUUCGUCACUUUAACUCGAAGGUCAAAAUGGUGUCACACCUGGGCCAGGUUUACGUAUCUGACGCUGCGCUCAAAGUGAGACUCGACCAGGAAACCGUGGCGGUCAGUUCUAGGUUUAAAGUUUUGGUAAUUGGCCUCCUCUCAGCAGAAACUACCGUCUGGCGGUCAGAAAAUAAGGACUUUGAAACCUUAGCCAGUGUGGCGAUCGCGGAAACGGUAUCGCUUCGCGUUUUGCUCCAGUCGGGCGCGUUUGAAGUCUUCUUCCCGCACCCGACGGUGCUAGGCGAAUCGUUAUUUUCAAUCCAGUCCGAUGCGGUUGCAUUGAAAGGCCAGACUGAAGUGAUAAGAGAGACGAUCAAGGCAUUUGGAGGGAAUCAUGGUAACACAAACCCUGGGAAACAUGGUAGCACCGUUCUUUUUAACAUCCACGCAGUCCACAACCACAUUGGAAUCACUACAAAGUCGCUGGAUCAACGUGUGAAGCUCGAGGUCUCUAGGAUUAAUCUCCAGGCAAGCAAUGGCAGUCACACCACCAAGAGUCUCGUCCCGGUGUACGGCAGUCUCAGCCUUGCGGCUAAAUUGUUUGCCUCCUCCCAGACAGUUCUCGAUAUGGGCUUCCAUCUUCGGGUGUUGAAUCCGGUGCAGAGCAGUGAGUCAGCGCUCCAGACGCUCCAGGUAGAGAGCGAACACUGCCGGGUGUUCCUCUCCCCCAUAAUUGUUGCUUUGUUCGUGGAGAUGGGCGGAAGCAUGGCGGCGCUCGUCCCCAAACCAGCGGAGGAACCAGCCAGCUCUUUCGCUGAAAGCGGCUCCGAUUUCAUGGCGAUAGAAACCAUCAUGAGCUUUUACGCCAUCCAGAUCUUGUGCUACAACUUUUGUUUUGGCUGGUCGUUCGGUGACGCAGCGGAGAUGGCAUAUCCUGGGAUCAAUUUCGGGUGCGAGCGGGUGUUUGCUGUCACUGAGAAAGGCUUGGGGAAACUCACGCUCAUGAAGGCGUAUGUGUCUGUCGCCCGAGGGUCCCAUAGUGACGAUUUCUACCCAAUCCUGGCGGAGCUAGAUGCCCUAAACCGGGCGUUUCUUCCGAAGGUGCAGGUGGUGGUGGUGCGGACGAAGGACGGAAUUGGCAGAGAUAUCAAUAUCCGGGUUACUGGCGAGAAAUUAGACGUGAAGUUUUCGUCAACUUCCAUCAGGUUGGUUGAAAAUUUGCUUAAAUCGAUAGCACUAGUCACGGAUUUGGUCACUGACCUCUUGCCAAAACCAGCACCGAUGCCAAUUCGCUCCGAAGAGGUAGACUACAUGGAGGCGUUGGGAUCGAAGUUUACGUCGAUUCAGUGCAUGAUGAGCUUUGCGGGAGGCACGUUCUUGUUGUAUGUUCCACUGGACGAGCAAACAGCACCGACGCUUUCGUUGCAAUCACCGCCGGUGAAGAUCUUGUUGCUGUAUAACAAGGUGAGCGGAGGGAUAAAGAAGCAUGUUGUGAAUUUGCAGGUGUUGGCGUCGUCUUCGGAUAACACAGUGUAUUCGUCUUGCGUUCCGGUGUUGAUGGAUAUCUAUCGGAAUGCCAUAGAGAUGGUAAAGAUGGAGCUGAUUACCAAACUACCGGAGGGUGAAUUGGUCGCAAAGCAGACGGUAAAGCCCCAUGAAUCGAUCAAGGAGGUCGACAAACGCUCAGACCCAAAAAAGGAAACGUCAGAGAAGGCAAACGGCAACCAUGGAGACUCAAAUAGUACUACGAGGGGAGCCUCUAAGAGUUCCUCUAGAGAGACGUUAGGGUAUAAGUCUGGAUCCACCCAGACAAGCAAUGGCUCAGGGAAUGGCCACAUCCAAAAUAUUCCGCCGGAACCUUUGCAGCCAAUCUCUAAUACUCCACGCCCAAUACCCGCGCCUCUAGACUCCUCUGAAUUUUCUGGCCCUCUGGGCACUUCCUCGGUGGACAGUGUUUCUGGGCUCCCAGACACUAGAAAUCCAAAUCCUGAUGACCGAAAUUCCACGCAGAGUCAGAUUAUCCGCCUUCUCAAAGACACGGAUUUCCAUCUCGGCGUCCGCAUCGCUUCGCAACGCCUCUCACUCAGCUGUGAACCGACAGCCAAGGUGGAAGCAAUUGUUGGGAUUGGCCUUAUUAAUCUCGAGGUCAUGAACUCUCCCGACGGCGCACAAUUGGGCGGAUCGGUCAAGAUCAACGCGCUCACUGCGUCGCUCCAGCACAUCUUCUCGCGCCAGGUGAGUGCUCUUAUCUCCGUCGACCAACUCAGUUUGACGUCUCUCAUGGGCCUCAGGAUUCAGAGCUUCGCCACUGCUGGGAGCCUCUCGGCCGUCCGCACCUAUGUAAACUUUAAGCAACUCCAGGACGUGCACCUCUUUGUGGAUAUCUGGAUGCCAGUCACUCCAAACGGCCCACCCAAGACCGUGUCGCGCACACUUGCACUGCGCUUCCGCGAGGUCAGCGCUACCCAGACGUUUCCCUGGGUGGUCAACUUUGUCAUAAUGGAUGUGCUGGUCGAGGUGGAUCUCGGGCAGUCUCUUGGAAUCGUAACGCUUUUGCUCGAUCAAUUCUGGCUUGUUUCUCGACGCAAGGUCGACUGGUCACAGAGCAUGAAACUUGGGGUUCAGUCUGUUUCGUUGGCAUCGAAGGGCCGUCUCAGUGGAGGGGUUGUUUUAAAGGACAUUGGCGUCCAUUCGGCAAUCUCGUGGACACUUGGGACAGAGAUUCUCGAUAUUCCGUUGGUGAAACUCUCCGUUAGCUUGGGCUCAUUGCAGGUGAAAACUGCCUUCGAUUACCACUCGUUUUUGAUAGCAAACGUGGAAAACCUUUCUAUCCACGUGUUCAACCAACGGAGCGGAAUGAUGGACGAUAGACUCGCAGUCGUGGGUAAUUGUGAUACGAUUGAGGCCUAUGUUACGGCUUUAGCAGCCUCGAACCUUCUUGAUAUCACGAAUACUCUUCAGCAAAUCGUCAGUGACUCCAAAACCUCUUACUCCGAGGUGUUGCGCGAUUCUGCGAGCGCCCCCAUGGAGGAAGAGAUAGCCAAACCUGAAGGCCCCCUGAUCUUCCGUCUCAAGACUGUCUUUGCGGUGUCGGUGCACCAAUUGGUGCUCCAGGUAUAUCCCAGCAGCUUGCUCGACCCCCAGGUGCUUGUAGUGAAGCUCGCCGACUCCAAUGCGUUGUUCAAGCAAGUGUUCUAUGAGAACCGGAUGAAGGACACGUUGACGUUGCGGGUUCUGGAUGUGUCUGUAGCGGUUUCCAGCUUCAAGAAACAGCGUCCGGAGGACGAUAUCAACCGGUUGAGCGUUUCUGAGUUUGUUAAACACUCGCGGGGGGCUCAAGGCGGGACGAUUUUUGUGUUCCCCGCGGUCGAAGUGGCCAUGACCACGUUCCAGACGCCGGAGAGUAAUAGAGUGGGGUAUCUAUUCAGAAGUGUGUUUGACGGGAAGGUGGACGUCCGGUGGAACCUUGGGUCAGUGAACUUUAUCCGGGAAAUGGGGGCGGUACACUAUAAGGCGAUUGAGUCGAGAAUGGCAAGGGAUUACACCACAAACUUUGAUUCUAAGGAUCUGAGUUUGUCUAGAGAUGAGAGUUUUAUACCGGCCCCAACGACUACCGAUCCAGACCUCCCUUUGCCUACCUCCACCCUGGACCGGGUCAAAUAUGUCUACGAAGCGCUUGAGCCGCCAAUCAUUAACUCGCCACAGUUGAAGGAGUUGGGUAAUGCCACGCCGCCGUUGGAGUGGUUUGGGGUCCACAGGGGCGAGUUUCCAAGUGUCACGCACCGUGUAAUCAUUGUGGCGUUACAGAAGAUCGUGGCCGAGGCCGAGGCGAGGUACACAAAGACGCUAGGGAAGGCAUAAGAUAUGUUGGUAGUUUUAUCUAAGUAUGUAAGC